CGUAUAAAUCAAACGAAUCUAUCUAUCCGUUUCCUCUGUCCGAUCCCUUCAACCACAACCUUACAUUUCCAUGUACAGAAGAUAACCCAUUUCGGGACACCCGACCCAAACCCACCGUCAUACACACAUAAAAAGCUCGAACUCCACCAGCUGAACUCCAUUCUAUUCUUUUCUGCCGCAAGGCCAGGUAAGUUGGUGUUUUGCAACAUUUUCUUUCGGGAUCAGUAGUUAUUCUUUUGCAAGGGGAAAAUAUUUGCAGGAAUUGCUUCUUAGUUUCAUUGAGGAGAUUUUUUAGGGUUUGGUCUUUGAUCUUAGCUAUCAAAAACUUUUCUCUUAAUUUAGAUUUUUUUUGUUUCUGUGUGAUAUAUUUUUUUCGUUUUUUAUCUCUCCUAAGAAGAUGUGUAUGCUUCAUAUGAUACGUUUGGUUAUUUGAUUCACUUUUUUGGGUGUAAAUAUCAACUGUGGAGUAUUCAUUUUUCAUUUUUUUAACGUGAAAAGUUGAUAGGGACAAAAAAUACUAGUACUGUGGUUAAUCCGUAGUAUGAUUCAUAAAAUUUAAGGAAAGUGUCUAAAAUCUAGAAGUGGGUGGUAAGAAUUUGUUUGGAAUAAUUAAAUUCACAGUAUGAUUUACGAUAUUUAAGAAAAGUGUUAGAAGUUAAAAAUUGGUGGUAGGGAUUUGUUUUGAAGAAAGAUUGUUGUUAGCCGCAUAAUCUUCUCUUUAAAGGGAUAUGGUAGAAGUGUGAAGUUGAUUUUGAGAAGAAAGUAUGGAUAUAAUUGGGAGAGAGGGAGUAGCUCGAUCUUCUGCCCGGGGUUCAAGUGUUAAUUCUACUGUAAAUAAGAAACCGUACUUAUUAAGUAAUGAUUUCAGCAUUCAGCAUGCUCCUUGAUUAUGUUAUUACAAGUUAAAACCAGGGCUUCUAGAAAUUUUCACUCACCACUUUUUAUAUUCUUAAUCUAGUACUCCCUCUUCACAGUUUAUUACGGAGUAUGUUUUUUUUCGCAUGCCCCGUUUAUAGAAAGCAUUACUUGAUUCAUAUGAUUUGUCCUAAUUUUAUUUUGCAUGAGUAUCAAUCAUACAAUUUUUAAUAAAAAAUGUACAUGCCCAGCUAAAGCACAAUAAAGUUAGAGGAGAUAUUGUAGUUUGGUUUUUCUUGGCAUUUUGAAUUGAGUUGUUGAUAAUGGAAAACUCUAGCACAACAGGUUCUUAAAGAUUUUUGGGGACAAACAUGAUUCUUGGGCCAAAUGCAUUAUCAUUUUUUAUGUGGUUCUAAUCUUGCCUAAAUAAAUUCUCCUCACUAAAUUGAUGAUUGGUCAUACAAAGUUCUUUAAGGUGGACUAUUUGUUGUUUUGGUAUGUUUCUUCUCAAGAUAAUGCUAUUGUUGUUGUUUUUUGUGUGUAGAACUAAAUUGAUUUUAUUUGCAUAUUCUUUUAAGUUUGGUUAAAUCAAUAGAACAUAGAUAGACUUUGACAAUGUUGUACUUGUAUAGUCUCAUGUUGAUUUUGAUAAUAGUCAAUCUGUGCCUGGUGCAGCCCAUGCUGCUAAACUUGUCUCUAGCAUGGAAUCUCGUCAUUGUUUUGCACACAUCAGAACAGGAGCCGAUUUAUCGCUCUCUUCAUUCCCCAUGAUUCAGUCCUUACCAACUACACCGCCUUUUGAUUCCUCAAAGUUGAGCUCAAGGGGUUCUCCCAAUUCGCCCUUUGCUAAUUAUACCGAUUCCCAGACCCCAACUGCUUUAACUGAGAGUGAGGAGUUCUCUGCACAAAGUUUUUCUGGAUCCACUAGUGAGCUUUCACUGGACUAUAACAGGGGCAGUUCAAAUCACACCCAGAAGAUGGAACAUGUUUUGUGGCAGUUGGAGAGUGAUUUGAUGGCGCCCGAAGAAACACCGGUGUCUCUUGCUCCUCCUCCUCCUGUUAAUGAUAUCAAAUGGCUGCUUAUAGCCUGUGCACGAGCACUUGAUGAGAACAAACUACUUGAUUUCGACAGACUGGUGGAGCACGCGUGUGGGGUAGUGUCCAUCUCAGGGGAUCCCAUCCAGCGCCUCGGGACUUACAUGGUUGAAGGUCUAGUUGCAAGGAAAGAGGCAUCAGGUAGCAACAUCUAUAGGGCAUUGAGAUGUCACGAGCCUGCAGGGAAGGACUUAAUGUCCUACAUGCACAUCUUGUACGAGAUAUGCCCGUACCUAAAGUUCGGUUACAUGGCUGCAAAUGGUGCCAUAGCCGGAGCAUGCAGAAGCGACGAUCACAUUCAUAUAAUAGACUUCCAAAUUGCACAAGGGACCCAAUGGAUGACUCUCCUACAAGCACUCGCCGCAAGGCCUGGUGGCCCCCCCCACGUGCGCAUCACAGGGAUUGACGAUCCAGUUUCUAGGCAUGCCCGGGGUGAUGGUCUAGCUGCUGUAGGUAAACGCCUUGCAGCCGUAUCUGAGAGAUUCGGCGUCCCAGUAGAGUUCCAUGCUGUUCCUGUUUUCGCGACACUUAUAACAAGAGACAUGCUUGAUGUCCGGCCUGGUGAGUCUCUGGCAGUAAACUUCCCUCUACAGCUCCACCACACCCCUGAUGAAAGCGUCGAUGUCAGCAAUCCAAGAGACGGGCUUCUGAGGAUGGUGAAAUCCAUGUCUCCGAAGGUGGUUACAUUGGUGGAGCAAGAAUCAAACACCAACACGGCUCCCUUUUUCCCCAGGUUCAAAGAAGCUCUGGAUUACUACUCAGCCAUGUUCGAGUCGCUAGACGUGACCUUAGCAAGGGACAAAAAGGAGCGCAUCAAUGUUGAGCAGCACUGCCUGGCAAGAGACUUGGUGAACAUUAUUGCUUGUGAGGGAAAAGAGAGGGUGGAGCGACAUGAGAUGUUAGGGAAAUGGAAAUCGAGGUUCACCAUGGCGGGGUUUCAACAGUUUCCUCUUAGCUCUUAUGUUAAUUCGGUCAUAAAAGGCCUCCUCGGGACUUACUCUGAACAUUACACACUCGUUGAAGAAGAUGGGGCUAUGCUAUUGGGAUGGAAAGACCGAAACCUCAUAUCGGCAUCCGCUUGGCAUUGAAGCAAUAUAUGUUACUCGUUCACAAAAAUCCAUGGACAAGUUUGGAUGAACUUUGCUUUUUAAAAAGUGAAUUCUAGUGGAAUGGAAUUCAUGGUAGCAUAGAGCAAUAAUAGAUAAUUUCGUGUAAACACUAAUAGGUCAUAGAAGAAGGUUUAUGAUGUUGGUAAUUGA
Messenger RNA from Cuscuta campestris, 3209 nucleotides. Lineage: Eukaryota; Viridiplantae; Streptophyta; Magnoliopsida; Solanales; Convolvulaceae. The record is from the annotation of a GenBank genome assembly.